AACUGUGAUAGGCUCAUGACUCUGGAUGCCGCCUCUCUAAAAGCCCAUGUUGGCGAAACCCUAGUUGCCGACUAUAAAACUCUAGCAAACACAGUCUUGACACAGAAAUUUACCCUAGGUUGGUUGCGAAGAGAGCGAGCAAAGAUGCAGAUCUUCGUGAAGACCCUGACCGGAAAGACCAUAACUCUCGAGGUAGAGAGCAGCGACACCAUUGACAAUGUCAAGGCUAAGAUCCAGGACAAGGAAGGGAUUCCACCGGACCAGCAGAGGUUGAUUUUUGCUGGAAAGCAACUCGAAGAUGGCCGUACUUUGGCUGACUACAAUAUUCAAAAAGAGUCCACUCUUCACCUUGUGCUGAGGCUUCGUGGAGGGAUCAUUGAGCCUUCUUUGAUGGCUUUGGCUAGGAAAUACAAUCAAGAGAAAAUGAUCUGCCGCAAGUGUUAUGCUCGUCUGCAUCCUCGUGCUGUGAACUGCAGGAAGAAGAAGUGCGGUCACAGCAACCAGUUGAGGCCCAAGAAGAAAUCCAAGUGAACAAUGGUAGUGGCUCUCUAUGGUGCCAUCAAAGAGGAACAUGGUGUUGAGUGUUUUCCAUGUUUUAUUCUUUUGUGGUGUCAACUAGACAUGGAUUUGGAGUAAACAAUGAAUAGCACCGUAUUUGGUAGCAUUUGUUUUUGUUUCUUUAUGCUCUAUUAGACUUGGAUUUGGAAUUUAACAAUGAAUACCAUGUUAUUUUGUUGUGCACUA
Molecule: messenger RNA, 744 nt
Organism: Tripterygium wilfordii
Lineage: Eukaryota; Viridiplantae; Streptophyta; Magnoliopsida; Celastrales; Celastraceae
Product: ubiquitin-60S ribosomal protein L40-like
Exons: 5
Coding region: 16-531 (171 amino acids)
Biological process (GO): protein ubiquitination; translation; modification-dependent protein catabolic process
Cellular component (GO): ribosome; cytoplasm; nucleus
Molecular function (GO): protein tag activity; structural constituent of ribosome; ubiquitin protein ligase binding
Source: RefSeq, a predicted model, not a curated record